Suillus subalutaceus is the source of this 1961-nucleotide messenger RNA. RefSeq lists its product as uncharacterized. The coding region runs from base 373 to 1557 and encodes 394 amino acids. Lineage: Eukaryota; Fungi; Basidiomycota; Agaricomycetes; Boletales; Suillaceae. The transcript is spliced from 2 exons. The record is from RefSeq and is a predicted model, not a curated record. Gene Ontology annotation, molecular function: protein binding.
ACUGGAGCUGGGACCGGAACUGGAGCUGGGACCGGAACUGGAGCUGGGACCGGAGGUGGAGGUGGAACUGGAACUGGAACUGGGACCGGCACCGGAACUGGUAGUGGAAGUGGAGCUGGAAACGGGGGAGGGAGGGGAAGUGGAAGUGGAAGUGGAGGCGGCAGCCCCAAUGGAAGUAGCAAUACAGCGACCACCACGCCUGCAUCGUCACCGGCAGCCUCCCAAAGCUCCCCUUCGUCACUUCCGGGAGGUACAUCACUCAUCAUUAACAAUAGUACCGUCAAUCAGUUCAAUUCUAACGGUGGAGGACCGCCCGUAAACGUCCAAGGCGCUCCGGUAGUUCAGUCUUCAUCUUUGACGGGCAAUUCCAAAAUGCAGUCCACGGGUGCGCCCACCGCCGGUCUCCAAGGCUCGAGUACAUCCACUGGUGCCGGAAGCUCCCCGAGUGAUGCUACUCCCACUCUUGCCACUGGAGCUGCGACUUCUUCGCACCAGCUGUCCUCAGGCGCAAUUGCAGGAAUCGUUGUCGUAUGCCUUCUAUUCCUGAUCGGUUUCAUCGUGCUCUUCGUACGGCGUCGCUCCAUUGCUCGCCGUCUUCAGCACCGCAAACAAUGGUGGCUCGGCAGAAAUACCACAUCAGAUAGUUUCUCUAUCGUAGGAGGCAGUGUGGGAGACUCUCAAAGUACGGGGUCACCUAUCCUGAACAGGGCGAGUGCUCGCAGCAGCUUUGCUACCAACUUUGAUCAAGGACUCAUGUUCCGCAUUGAUUCCCCGACGCCACUGCUCAACCUUGAUCUCGCCGCAUUCGGGACAAUUCCCGAGUUCCCUCCCAUGGCGGAAGUGCGCGAGCGCACCUCGAUCUUGUUCCCUUCUGCUAGUGCUGUUGCUCGUAGGGAGUCUAUAAAUAGCAUGAUGAGCAACGGCAGCGACCCCGACACUCAGUACCUCAUUGUAGGAAAUGAUCUCAAUCCUCCCGGACUAUCUAGUCCCAUGUCCGUCCGUCCAUUUUCUCCGUCAGAAUCCUUCGCGUUCCCCAAGCCACCCCCAUGCCCCAAUGAGGGGCGGUGUCCUUCGUCCGUCUCUGUUAUUAGUGGCCACGGCCUCCUUUCCCCCUCGUCAUCCGGUGCUACCCUCGUCCAGAUUCACUCUCCUCCCCCCAUAUUCAAUUCUGAUUUACUGCCCUCCGCUCCCGCUGCCUCCUACCUGCCACCUAGUGCUUCUUUGACAAUUGUUCCUGGCACAUCUUCCGACCCCUUUGCUGACCCUGCCGAGUUCGAGACCAUCCGUCGCCGAUUCACCCCUACUCUGGAUGAUGAAAUGUCUGUCGCCCCAGGUGAUCAAGUCCUCGUUAUGAAAGUCUUCGACGACGGCUGGGCGCUCGUCGAGAAGCAGUGCGGAUUCUUGGAUCAUAACGAGAAGGGUCUCAUUCCCGUGGACUGCUUGCGCGAAGCCGGCCAGGCCCUCCCUGCAUUCCUAGCUCAAAAGCGGGUGAGCAGCUAUGGAGCUGAUCCGAAUAAAGUGGCCCAGAUGUUGGCGGGUAGCUUCCAUGCGUUUUGAAUGACAAAGACUUAAUUGUGAUACCAGCAUUAUUAGAGAUUUAUGAUAUCCGUCAUGCCAAUCUCCACUUUCUUGCAUUGUUAGAAAGAUCUAUAUAUUAUAUCUUGGUCACCUGAUGCCUCAUCCUGUUAUCUCUGCUCCUGCACGGUUCCAUAAAAUCGUCGUCUAUACCACUUCUUUCAUUUAUUUCAUUGUUUUAUUUAUGCAUAUGUUGCUCGUUUAACUUGGCCCCUCUGUACUUCGCUGACCCCCCUUUCCUGGAGACAUUUAUGUUGCAUUACAUCGCACAUGCCGGAUCCUCCAUACUUUAGAUACCUUGUUCUUGCUACUCUCUGUUAACCUGGAUUGUACUGUUGGACUCUUGAUUUACACACUUCUGCAAUGCUUCAACAGUUUUAAGAGUU